Messenger RNA from Chiloscyllium plagiosum (whitespotted bambooshark), 6272 nucleotides. The record is from RefSeq and is a predicted model, not a curated record. NCBI's taxonomy places the organism in Eukaryota, Metazoa, Chordata, Chondrichthyes, Orectolobiformes, Hemiscylliidae.
CACUAAGCUUAGCCCUGUUCAUAGAAAGUCUUGCCACACAUUGGAAUACUAGUGAUAUUCUGUACCUUUCUCGGUUGUGGGUGGGGGAGGAUUACCUGCAGUAUGUGCAUGAAUGCCUUGAUUGAAAGCAUACGCUUCAGCUUGGGCACUGACCCUGGUUCAUAUGAGUCAAUGAUGUAGACUGCAGAACAUCCAUCCAACGACUAAUCAUAGCUUCCUCAAUAUUUAAUUGAGUGCAGUAAUUAAUUAUUAACAUCUAAAAAUUAGAUUCCGAAAUUUCAAGCCACCAGAUGGUCUGAAGGGACUAUUCGAAGUGAGGAGUGCCUUCUGACGUACACAGAAAAUUACUUCCGCUGGCUGCCUUUAGAUAAGGACUGAAGAUUUGAGGGCUAGCCUAACAACUCUUCACAAUUUAGAAGAAUUUCAUGGUGGCCUUCCACAUGUGGAUGUAAGCAAGAGCAGGUUUCCGGUCCUUUUUGGUACUGACUGUCUGUCUGUGAUUUGGAGCUGGAGUUUUAAGAAAACAUUUUGAAGAGCAUGUGCUUUAGGAAGAUGAGACUGUUAAAGGCCUGCUGUAUCAGCUGUUUUGUGACUGUGAUAACCUUGACUCUGCUGCAAAGAAGCAGCAGAACUAGCCAGGAAUUACAGAAUAUCUCCCAAAGAUCCAGAUUUACAGAGGACCAAUUGGCUUCUACUUUUCUCAACUAUUUCACUCCCAAGGGAAACUUCUGGAGUCUUCAAAAAUCAGAGAUUGCUGCCACUGAAACGUUGAUGGUAACAGAAGCACAGAAAAAGACCAAACAGUGGGAUGUGAAUAGUGUCAACUGCACUCCUAACAACAACUUCACUCAUAUUGAAUGGUUCAAAGGCUUGGAGUCAAACUUCAAGCAAUUUUUACAAUAUAGACACUGCAAGUACUUUCCAAUGAUUCUUAACCACCCUGAGAAGUGUAGUGGUGAUAUCUACCUUUUGUUAGUUGUUAAAUCCAUUAUAACUCAGUAUGACCGCAGGGAUGCCAUUAGGAAAACAUGGGGCAAUGAAACAGUGAUGGAUGGAAAGCAAGUAAAAAUCCUAUUCCUUUUAGGGACUUCAUCCAAUGAAAAUGAAAAGUUUCACCAUCAAAGACUGCUGGAAUAUGAGGAUAUUAUUUAUGGGGAUAUACUUCAGUGGAACUUCGUGGACACUUUUUUUAAUCUUACCUUGAAAGAGAUUAACUUUCUCAAGUGGUUUUCUACAUAUUGUGAGAACGUGGAGUAUAUUUUUAAAGGUGAUGAUGAUGUGUUUGUAAGCACUGAGAAUAUUCUUGAAUUUCUUAGUAUACCCAAAAUCACCAAUCUUUUUGUUGGUGAUGUUCUGUAUAUGGCAAAACCAAUUCGCAAAAAGGAAAAUAAAUAUUAUAUUCCAGAAGCUUUGUACAAUAAAACAUAUUAUCCACCUUAUGCAGGGGGUGGUGGGUUUCUGAUGGCUGGAUCACUUGCAAGAAGAUUGUACAAAGUUUCUGAAAAUUUAGAGUUGUACCCCAUUGAUGAUGUUUUCCUGGGGAUGUGCCUCGAAGUGCUCAGCAUAAAUCCCAUUAAUCAUCAAGGCUUUAAGACCUUUGGCAUUGUGAAAAACAAAAAAAGUAAAAUGAAUAAAGAGCCUUGCUUUUAUAAAAGCAUAAUGGUGGUGCACAAACUGCUUCCAGCAGAACUUCUAGAAAUGUGGAAAGCUGUUCACAGCAAAAUUAGUUGUUCUAGAAAAAUAAAAAUUUCUAUAGGUUCACCCCAAAGUUCAUAUAAGUUUUAAUGGGCUGUUGAAUGCAAAAGAUUAAUCUUUCCUAUUUUGGAAGAAAGUGGACCGUUUUAAUUUAUUUUCCAUUAACCAUCUCCAUUUUCAUGCUUUCCUAUUUAAUUUUUGUUUCUAAAUGAUGGAAAAAUAGUCUCUAAACACUUAUUUAUCUGUUUAUUCUUCAAUAGUCUCACUUGAAUAGCUGCCAGAAUAUUUAAUCAAACAUUUUCAUUAAAAUGUAUUUUUAAUAAAUGUUGUUAGCACUCUAGUGUAAGUGAAAACAAUUUGAGAACUUGGUUUGAUGGAACAGCAAUGCAUCUUAGUGUAAGCAUGUUUUCUCCUACAAUGUAACUGAUUGCAGUUUUCAUUUGUUUGCUUUACUGAGAAGGGGACUGAAAAUGCAAAUAACAAUUGAAGUUACAAUGUUUAAAGCAUUGCUCUGAGAAAUCAGUUACCCUGCUGUAUUCAAUUUUGGUUUCUAUGGCUUCCACACCUUUCUAUAUUCUGGGGGAGAAAACUGGUGCAUAAUCGUUCAGCCACGAUCUUGCAGAUCAUAGUCAGUAUUACAUCUUUUUAAAAUGUUGUUUCUUUAAAUUCUGGAGCAGGAGGGAAGCAGUUUCUCUUGUAAAAUAAGCAUAAUCCUAGGUCUGGUAAAGUUAUGAUUGCACUACAGUUUGGACUUUGCACCUUUGUGUGUAAAAGGUCAUUGAGGAGUUUUUGUUUUGAGCCUCUUCUGGAAAUUCUUCAGCUAUUAAAGGGUCUUUAUGCAAUUCAUGACAAAGUGGACCUUGUGUGAGGCCUUUUCAUGAUCUCAACCUUUACUCCUGUCAUAAUCCGGGACAGAAUUACUUUACGACUUUAUCAGAGUGGCUUCAAUGGGAACUGAAGGAAUUAAAGAAUAACGCUUGCCACUAUGUGGUCUUAUGGUGGACUCUUCUGUACCCUGAAAAGGUGAAUUGGAUAAUGUUGGUGUGUUUGUAUCUGGACUAGUUAAAUGACCUAUAGAAUUGUCCUGUCUGUGGAAUUUUGGACAAGCAAAAGUGAGUUUCCACUCCAUUGCAUAUGCUGCUUUAUUGGAAAUCAUCAGACCUCUGAUUCUUUCACAAAUCUGAUAUUUUUGACAUAAUUUACAGAUUGAAUUCUGUUUGGCAUACCUUUUCUAUUCCACCAUCUUAUCUAUGUCACCUUGCAGUUUUGCACUUAUUAAGAUGCCUACUUUUUAAUAUUCUGUUCAAGCAUAGAUUGAAUUCUUUUUAGCUCUUUAUCCAAGUCAGUAGUGCACACUGAACCAAACUGGUCCUUAGACUACAUUGUUAUCACCUAUUCUGAGGUUCUGAGGAGUUCUAGAAUUCUCAUUUCCCUUUUCAUUUUUUGAGUUUUUUUUUUGAAAUGGCUUUUUUUUUAAUGAAUUACUCCGUCCCUCUCUCUCUUAUCCUUGCUCUUUUUCAAUAGUCUCUUGUUAGGACUGAAUGAAAAUCCAUGUGCACUACAACUAAUGACUUUCUCUAUUGACUGUAGUUCAUCCUCAAAGAUGUAGUAUUAUCUUGAUCUUUGGAAAAUCUAAUUGUUUCAGGAGCAUGAUCUGCUGAAAGUCGUCACUAACCAGAUACGUUUAAUCUUGAAUCUAUGAACCUACUACCAGCAGCUGACUGUAUUUUGUUUGUGGCACUGGGAUGAGUAGUUUUGUUCUUGGAUGCAUGUUAUCCUUCAAAUAUUCCAAGAUUUUUACAUAGUAGUUCUAGCGGUCAUUUUAAGGUGUGCUGCCUAGACUAUCCACAAUCUGAAUCAAAAAGGUGGCUGUGGCAUAUGGUUCAUGCUCUGCAGCAAGUCCCAUAAAAUAACUGGGUACUUGAUACUGACUGACCAAGCCCAUCUAGAAACUACAACAGUAGCAUGAUUGUCCUCCAUACAAGAACUGCUGCAUCUUGUUGUUAACCCAUCAGACUACUUGAAACAGAGCAGCUGAUUAAUUGAAAAAUGAUCUCGUUAUAUCUAUUCUUUGCAGUCAAACAGCUGAAGAGAUUGGCUCUUUACUCCUUUGCAACAUUACAAUGAGAAUUUGGGAAGAAGUGUAAGGAGUUUUGAAAAGAAAACGAAGCUAAAACUUUAAUUGGCUCAAGUAAGAGGAUUAUAUUGUUUUGGCUAGUUAAUACCUAUUGUUAUGAUUAUCUGCACCUGAAAUUUAGGAGCAGCACUUUACUGUCCAUCCCUGGCUGUGCCUUUUCUAUAAUAGAGGACAAAGUAUGGAUGACUUGUGUAUUACCAAACACUGCAGCACUAUGCAUGACCUUUUUGGUGGAACAUUUUAUAUUUGAGUCAAUUACAAACCUGGAUAAAUAUACAAUAUUAACUAGCUGAACAAUAUGAAGAUGUGUUUUUAAAGAAAUAACAGGUCGUACUGUAGUUUGAAUUUAAAUUGUUUUAUAAUAUAGUAACAUUUAAAUUGUCAAAUGUAAUAAGCUGUAAGCAACAUCUUGAGCAUGGUACUGUACAAAGGGUUUAAGAAAAAUCUCCUUGUCUAUGAAAGAUGUUUGUCUUACCUUUUUUUGGUUUUGCUUGGAAUAUUUCAUGACCAGUAAUCUUCCAUUGGAUGGGAAAGUCUCUUUGUUGUGAAGCUAGAUUGUUGUUCAUCCUUGAAGAUGUAUGAAUUUGUAGCUAGAUGUUUGGGAAGAAAGGUAGUUUGCUAUCUGGUUCAUCUGUGUGAUAAUAAUUAAUGAGGGAACCUGCAUAAACUUCCCACAAACUUUAAGCCACUUACUCAAAAUGUAAAUCCAGAAAAGCUGUUCCAAAAACAUUUCACUAACAACUUCUAACUUUUAUCAUUUUUGAUUUCUAGUUGAGUGAACUUCAUUAUUUUUUCAUUCCUACCUUCUAAUUGCUAAGUUUUCUAGCUGGUGUAGUUAAGUUCUGAAUCUGAAAAUUGCACGGUGAAAAUAUGUAAACACUUUAGAAGUAUGACCCUGAACUAAAGAAUGACUGACUGGCAAAAUGUGGUGUGAGAACUCCAAAUUACUCUACCUUUAAGAGUGGAGCUCUACUGAGCUUUGUUUCUAACUCCCAUCAUAGUCACUUGAUGGUCAUUGUUAGUAUAUGAGAGGCUUCAGUAUCAUGUGGUUGGAAAAGCAAUUGUGGCUGGUUUUGGCUCUGAAGCAAGAACAAAACUUAGAAAUUUUACGGAUUCAACACCAUUUGCCCACCUCACCCAUUUGUUUUUUAUAAACACUUUUUUUUUAAGCAGUAGGGCUGGUAUUUCAGACUGAACCCAGACCUUGACUGCACACUUCACAACAUCAUCCUUAGUGGCAGGCUAUGCCCUAUAUGGUGAUAAAAGACUGACAAAAUUCCCAAUCUUCUAAUCCAACCCACUCUCUCAAAUGUCACCUGACCGGUAAUCUUCCAUUGGAUGGUUAUUGUUCUUUCUUGAAGAUGUAUGAAAUUGUAGCUAGAUGUUCAGGAAGAAUGAUAGCUUGCUACCUGGUUAGUCUGAGUGAUAAGAGGGCCCUGCAUGAACUUCCCACAAACUUUAACAUAAGUCAAGAAAAGCUGUUCAAAAAAUAUUUUAUUAACAACUACUGAGUAGGGUGGGAGCAGGUCCCAAAUGAAGCUGGGACUUGGCAUUCCUAGCUCCUAGAUAACGUUUUGUCCCAUCCCCAAGUAGGUGUGGCUUGAACACAUUCCAUUUUGUUUAAGAAAGAACUGAACUGGCUUUUCAUGACUCUGAACCUCUCGUUCUGAAAACAACCUUCCAUUCCUUUGCUCUGAACUUUGUCUAAUUCAUUCAGAUAUUUUGGACUUAGUGCAAAAAUGAUAUAAUAUUACAACCAUAUUUGCAUGAAUAAUGAAAAUAUUAAAUUGCAUCUGUUUGUUUACCAUGAUGGUGCUAAGUGGUACAGUAAACUUUAAAUAUUUAGUUUGAAUCCAUGUUAAAUUGCCUCCUUUUUUUUAGUAAAUUUGAAUUACUAAAUUUUAAAAAUUCAUCGAAAUUUGACUUCAAAUGAACAAGAAUUAAUUGAGAUUAACUAGUUUUAUUCACAACUUCAUCAUUUUGGAAGCUUUCAAUGAAUAUUCUAUUUUUCCUUUUGUUAAAAUGGCAAAGGACACUGUACAGCAGUACACAUUUGACACUAUAGUAUACAAACACUUUAAAGUCCCAGAAAAAAUUGACAAUAUUGCCUUUUCUAUCGCUGUCUUUUUGCUUUUUAUUAUAACACCAGUUUUAAUUUAGCAACUCUAUGCCUUUGAUUUCACAAAUUUGUCUUUUAAAUCAUCAUAUGCAGAAUUCCAUCAAAUGACUUAACUUCCUUACCAUGAGUGCCUUCCUCUUUAAAUUUAGUGAUAUGGAAAUUGUGUUUAUAGGUAUGUUGUUUUAAGGUCAUGUUAAUCACUUUUAAAUUGAAUAAUCUCAUCUUCUGUGAAAUCCAAUUAUUGCAAAAAUUAAAACCUCUCUGCUUUUGUCUGUAAUUAAUGAAUGGUUAUGGGACACCUCCCCUCUUAUUGCCAAUCAA